AAUUAAUUUUCUGCCUAUUACUUAUAAACCUAUUGCGUAUUAUAAAUCUAUAAUAAUGAAUAGCUUAUUACGUAGAAGCAUUUUUCCAAUUUACGCUAACUCGCUGAAGUUAUCAUGUCGUUCAUUUGCUGAUGUUCCUAUAAAAGACAAAAUCGACACUAUAGUUAAAAAUAAUAAAGUGGUAGUAUUCAUGAAAGGUGUGCCAGACGCUCCAAGAUGUGGGUUCAGCAAUGCGGUAGUUCAGAUCAUGAGGAUGCACGCAGUUCCCUACGAUAGUCACGAUGUUUUAUCGGAUGAAGACCUAAGACAAGGUAUCAAAGACUAUUCUAACUGGCCAACAAUCCCACAAGUCUUUAUCAAUGGUGAAUUUGUUGGGGGUUGUGAUAUAAUGCUGCAAAUGCACCAAUCAGGUGAGCUUAUUGAGGAACUCAAGAAAGUUGGCAUUAAGAGUGCACUCCUUACUGCUGAAGAGUCUAAAAAGGAGGAAUUGAAAUAACUGAAUAUUAGGUUUAAAUACUUUAAUAGAUAUGCAUAGGUUAUUAUAAUUUAUUGAUGUAUUACUCAUGUGGCU
Spodoptera exigua (beet armyworm) is the source of this 571-nucleotide messenger RNA. The record is from the annotation of a GenBank genome assembly. Lineage: Eukaryota; Metazoa; Arthropoda; Insecta; Lepidoptera; Noctuidae.